AUGAAAGAGAACUGCCAGACGAUCAUCGCUGUAGACGUCCAGUUACCUCUAUCAUAUCACCCAACUACCAGAUCCAACGAAAGCUACCCGCAUGGCAUAACGUAUGCUAUGGAUCUUGAUGAAUCCAUACACUGCGCUUUUCAACCACUAAACGCGGCGGGAAGGGCAACCGGGCUCACAUUGCAUUCCCAUCUAUCUCCUGAGUUCCAGUCUACCUACAAUCGCGAGCUAUUUGCCAUUGGCGCGCAGAAUCCUUGGAAAAUAACUUGGAUUGAAGCUUAUGAGAACACUAGGGACCUCCAGUUCUGGCAGGUAUAUCCUACGGCAAAAAUGGCCUGGUUUGCAAAUGCAAAGGCAAUGAGGCGAAAAGGGAGAAAAAAGGAAGAGUAUAUAUACACAACUUCGCCAGCCAUUUCGCUCUCCUUCUAUAUCGACAACUAUUGGAGCCAUUCUACAUCUCCAGAUGCCAUCAAAGAUUCUGAAACUAUUGGUAAAUUUCCUUUCAAAACCAAACUGUGA
Messenger RNA from Coccidioides immitis RS, 519 nucleotides. RefSeq lists its product as uncharacterized. Bases 1 to 519 code for a protein of 172 amino acids. The record is from RefSeq and is a predicted model, not a curated record. NCBI's taxonomy places the organism in Eukaryota, Fungi, Ascomycota, Eurotiomycetes, Onygenales, Onygenaceae. The transcript has a single exon.